UUGAACACCAGCAACCAUGCAAUGCUUGGAGAUGGACGGAGGUAUUCAGGUGCCUCUGGUCAACCGGCAGACCUGGAAGGGACUCCUCCCCAAGUCUACGGAGCCCCUGUGUCAUCCCAUCACCCAUGUCCGGUUCACCUACGAGGACCUGAGGAAGUACAACGAUGAUAUGUUCCAGAUGAUGCCGGAAUGCCAGAAACACUACAUGGAAAAGAUGGGCCUCCCUGAUGUACCUUGGAAUUUUCUGGUUGGUCCCGGAGGCAUCAUCGUGGAGGGCCGUGGAUGGCACACGCAGCCAUGGCGGCCCGAGGAAAAGUUUCCAGAACUUAAGGGUAAAAGUUGCUUAGACAUCGCCUACAUCGGGGAUUACGCAGACCUAUCAACGGACCCGACAUGGGAGAUGGUCCGCUCCGGAAUGUACCUGAUCAUGCACGGACUGAAAAACAACUACAUCAGUUCUGCCUUCCAGACCAUCCCUUACAGAGACAAGGCUGGGGUUUAUCAAUUCCUAUCCGAAGACAGCGACACCCCUGAGGGCCACCUGUUGAGGGAAGAUUAAUGUUAGGAUUUACUUUUGUACAAAUAUUUGUAAAAUA
This is a messenger RNA of Macrosteles quadrilineatus (aster leafhopper), 596 nucleotides long. RefSeq names its product peptidoglycan recognition protein 1-like. The record is from RefSeq and is a predicted model, not a curated record. Gene Ontology annotation, molecular function: N-acetylmuramoyl-L-alanine amidase activity; zinc ion binding. Gene Ontology annotation, biological process: peptidoglycan catabolic process. The transcript has 3 exons. The coding region runs from base 17 to 559 and encodes 180 amino acids. NCBI's taxonomy places the organism in Eukaryota, Metazoa, Arthropoda, Insecta, Hemiptera, Cicadellidae.